Messenger RNA from Anthonomus grandis grandis, 1945 nucleotides. RefSeq names its product UDP-glucose 6-dehydrogenase (gene sgl). The coding region runs from base 288 to 1724 and encodes 478 amino acids. The transcript is spliced from 10 exons. Lineage: Eukaryota; Metazoa; Arthropoda; Insecta; Coleoptera; Curculionidae. The record is from RefSeq and is a predicted model, not a curated record. Gene Ontology annotation, biological process: glycosaminoglycan biosynthetic process. Gene Ontology annotation, molecular function: UDP-glucose 6-dehydrogenase activity; NAD binding. Gene Ontology annotation, cellular component: nucleus; cytosol.
GUUUGGAUAAAUUGUCGGUGCCUACGUAAACAUGUAAUUGUUGAAAGAUUAAAAGGGAUUUCUCGAUAACUACCAAAUUUACCAAAAAAAAAAAAAAAAAACAUUGAAGACGUGGUAUUUCAAUGCUAAACGUAUUUUUUUUGUUCUUCAUUGACACGUAUGUAGCUUGAAUAUAAAAUACGAUUGUGUUUAACAGUUUUCAACAGUGCAAGGCUACAUUUCGUUGAAAUAAGUAUUAAAAGAGUCUUGAGUGAGCAAUAUACAAGUAGUUUAUCUUCUAACCCAUAAUGGUAGUAAAGAACAUAUGUUGCUUGGGUGCUGGAUAUGUAGGUGGGCCCACAUGCAGUAUCAUAGCCCUAAAAUGUCCCGAAAUCAAAGUAACUGUAGUGGACAAAAGUAAAGCCAGAAUAGCCCAAUGGAAUAGCGAUAAAUUACCAAUAUAUGAACCCGGUCUCGACGAAGUAGUAAAGGCUUGCAGAGGAAAGAACCUAUUCUUCUCAGAUGACUGUGAUGCGGCAAUUUUAGAAGCUGACUUAAUUUUUAUAUCGGUUAAUACACCAACAAAAACUUUUGGCAAUGGAAAGGGAAGAGCUCCUGAUCUGAAAUUUGUAGAAGGGGCCGCGCGUAUGAUAGCGGACGUGGCGCAAAGCAACAAAAUCGUUGUGGAAAAGAGCACGGUGCCGGUAAACGCUGCUGAGAGCAUCAUGAAGAUUUUAAAGGCCAACCAAAGACCUGGGGUGUCUUAUCAAAUUUUAAGCAAUCCGGAGUUUUUGGCCGAAGGCACCGCAAUCAAUGAUCUUUUGAAUGCCGAUAGGGUGUUGAUCGGUGGGGAGGAAUCACCGGCCGGGGAGGCUGCUAUUGAGGAAUUAUGCCAGAUUUACGAACAUUGGAUUCCUAGGAAGAGAAUUUUGACUACUAACACUUGGUCCAGUGAGCUAUCGAAGUUGGCUGCCAACGCGAUGCUAGCACAAAGAAUUUCAAGCAUAAACUCCCUGUCUGCAGUCUGCGAGGCCACGGGAGCAGAUAUAACAGAGGUAGCAAGAGCGGUCGGAUUAGAUUCCCGAAUAGGUCCAAAAUUCCUGCAAGCUUCUAUUGGUUUCGGCGGGAGCUGUUUUCAAAAGGACAUCCUCAACCUGGUGUACAUUUGCGAAUGCCUGAACCUUCCCACUGUCGCGUCUUAUUGGCAAAGCGUCAUCGACAUGAACCAACACCAAAAACACCGUUUCACCGCCAAAGUGAUCGAGUGUCUUUUUAACACGGUCAGCGGUAAAAAUAUUUGCAUUUUGGGAUUCGCAUUUAAGAAAAAUACAGGAGACACCAGGGAGAGUGCCGCUAUUUAUGUAUCGAAAACGUUGCUGGACGAGGGAGCUUCUCUUAACAUUUACGACCCUAAGGUCGAAAAGCAACAAAUUUACGACGAUUUAAAAUACGAAGGGAUUUCAGAAGAGACACUUAAAAGAAACGUUCAUGUAUACCAAGACGCUUACUCCGCCACAAGGGAUUCUCAUGCCAUCGUUUUAUGCACUGAAUGGGAUGAAUUUGUGACCUUGGACUAUGAAAAAAUCUACGACCAAAUGAUGAAACCCGCUUAUAUGUUUGACGGGAGAAAGAUUUUGGACCACAACAAUCUUUUGAGAAUCGGUUUUCAUGUGGAAACCAUCGGUAGCAGACUGGGGCCUCCCUUUAAAAGCAGGAGGUUCAGCAGUAACCCGCAAAUCCUUUAAGGUUUUUAAAGGCACAAAAAAUACUUAAUUUUAAAAUCGUUUUAUAUCCUUCCAAUAAUAAGGAAAGUAUUAUUUUAAGCCUAACAGUAAUUUGUUGGGUAUUUUUAAUAUACAGAUGUAAGCCAGUAAUUUUAUAUAUUUAUUAGUCAGUAAGGUUUAUUGUAUUGGUGCUGAUUUUAAUUCUUGUGCAAUAAAAUAAUAAUAAAAGUAUUAAAUUAUCA